GAACAAGAAGCACUACAAGAAGCAGAGGAGGAAGAGCGUAAAAAGAUCGCAUCUCAGGAAGCCCAACGAAGAAGGGCAGCUGAUCGUAUUCGUCGCGAGCAACUACGCAGAGAGGAAGAAGAACGGGAGCAGCGAGCUGCUGAAGCACGCCGUUUAGCGGCACAGGAAAGAAGGUUGGAAGAAGCCAGACGCUCUGAAGAACGCAGGAGGUACGAAAAGACGCGGCAAGAGGAACGAGAACGUCAAGAAGAGGAACGAAAACAACUUGCAGCCUCAGAGCGUGAGACUAGGAUUAAGGAAAUCCAGCGACGGUUUGAGAAGCUCAAAUUGACAUCAAACGUUCUCCUAACCGGCUAUGUCUCCGUUCAAGCAGCAAAUACGAUCGUCUGGAGACGACGAUAUUUCCAACUCCAAACCGAUAGCAUGUUGUUCUUUAAGAACGCAGAGGAAACGCAUAAAGUGAUAGAAUCGUUUGAACUUCGCGGUAGUGUUAGUGGGAUCAAAGAGUGGAAGGAUGGUUAUGACGAUAUACGAGCGAUACCCCAUUCCUUUGCUGUAGAAUUCAUGGACCAACCUGCCUGGCUGUUUUUCGCUGACUCAGAAGAGGACAAAGAUGUUCUUGUCAGCUUAAUUUUACAGCUCGCAAGGCUUUAA
This is a messenger RNA of Acaulospora colombiana, 654 nucleotides long. The record is from the annotation of a GenBank genome assembly. NCBI's taxonomy places the organism in Eukaryota, Fungi, Glomeromycota, Glomeromycetes, Diversisporales, Acaulosporaceae.